Fusarium coffeatum is the source of this 1476-nucleotide messenger RNA. RefSeq lists its product as uncharacterized. Bases 1 to 1476 code for a protein of 491 amino acids. The transcript has a single exon. Lineage: Eukaryota; Fungi; Ascomycota; Sordariomycetes; Hypocreales; Nectriaceae. The record is from RefSeq and is a predicted model, not a curated record.
AUGCCUGGAUCUAUCAAAUCCGUCAAGCGUAAGCCGACUGCUAAGUCAGCUGUCAAACGCAUUGGCCGGAUGUUCAAGCGUACAAACAGCGAAGACCCUGAAAUGACCGCCGCCAUAGAAACUGGCUCUCCCAAAGUAUCCUACGACGCCCCUCGGCCCUCGACGUCUUCUCGAUUCUCAAUAAGUUCGCGUUUUGGAUCGAAAGAUGAUGCUGAAGCAACUCCUCGGGCGUCCAAGGACCAGUCUCGAAUCUUUGCAUCGUGGUUUGAUCCUGCUACUCCCAAGAAUGAGAAGGGCCCUGAAGUGAUGGCUCCGCCAUCUCUGGUUUCUGCUUACUCGGAGCCUGUACUCGACCAUGGCAAGCCAAUUGUGCCCAUGAUGCCGGACGAGUCAAUCAAGCAUCUUCAGGCUGAAGCUCUCCCCUCGCCUGCACAACAACGACCUAUGAGAGAGUCAAGGACAACUGAAAGUCUGCUCGAGAGAAACAUCGGACCCAUGAGUGAACCGGAGAAGAUCGACCAGAAGGCCCAGAAACAACCCCAACCGGAGGCCAGACCUUUGCCAUCCUCUCCGAGACCAAAGGCUGUGGCAUAUGAGCCUGAGUCUCCCAUCAUUCCCGUAUUGCCUGAAGAAAAGCCCAAACAGAAGCGGAAUCCUACUCCCUUGGCUGAGCCAAAAGUAUUUCCUCCGCCAGAACUCAAGCCCCAGCUUGAGUAUUUGGCUCAGUCUAAGCCAGGUCCCGAGCCCAAGUCCAGUAUUGAACCAGUCAAGCAGGAAAACGAUCUUCACUCCCUUGCGAGAUAUACACCCAAGCCCUCAGUAUCAACGGAACAAGCACCAAAACUAAGCCCUACCCCCUUGAAGAAAUUCACAGUGCCGCGCCCUACCGUCGAAGAUGAGCCAGAGCCCAUUUCCAAGCCAGUCGAAGCACCGAAAGAGUACUCAAAGACGAAAGUCAGAAGCGAAACAAAGUCAGAACCCAAGAGAGAGCCGAAGGAUAUGUCCCCAAAGCCUCAACAGAAAGAAACCAAGCCAAAGACCGACCCUCCCACUAGACCGAAGAGAAAUAUCCCUCCUCCUAUUAUCCCUGAAGCCAUCCGCAAGCACGCAGAGUUGAGAAUUUCUCCCAAGCCCUCGCCGACAAUCUCUUUCGCACCAAAGAUCUCUCUGGUCUCAGCUCCAACGCCAGUUCAAGUUUCACCUCCAGCUCCCCUAUCUGUCCCCAAAGCAGUCGCAUAUACUGCAAAACACUCAUUCGCCCCCAGCAUAUCCUUCCAGCCUUCACGAACAGUCUAUUUCCCCAGAAUCGCACCAGCACCCAAGACAGCUCGUGCCCCUGCUACUGCACGAGCUCCAACCAUAGCUUCGACGCCUCAAGUUGUUGUGUCGAUGCUUACUCGGGCUGCUCCCAAGACUGCGCCACUCCCAAGUAUUGCUUCGACCCCGGCGACUUCAUGGGUAAUGUCGUCUGCUUAA